AUGACUCAAAGGGAGACGUUUGAUAUGGAGGUCAUCAAGGCCGAAAUGGGAGAGCAGACCUUCAAUAAAGUUAUGAGCGGGCUAAAAGGCCAGCCACAAGGCGCGGCUACCACAGUCUACGCGGCGCUGAGCAAAACCUGGGAGGGCAGAGGGGGCAGAUACCUGACCAAUUGUACGGAGGCAGACCCGGCGCCUGCGGGAUACACCCGUGGUUCAAUGGAUCCGGGGUACGCUCCAUAG
This is a messenger RNA of Colletotrichum spaethianum, 240 nucleotides long. RefSeq lists its product as uncharacterized. Lineage: Eukaryota; Fungi; Ascomycota; Sordariomycetes; Glomerellales; Glomerellaceae. The record is from RefSeq and is a predicted model, not a curated record. The transcript has a single exon. Bases 1 to 240 code for a protein of 79 amino acids.